Molecule: messenger RNA, 4880 nt
Organism: Caenorhabditis elegans
Lineage: Eukaryota; Metazoa; Nematoda; Chromadorea; Rhabditida; Rhabditidae
Gene: igdb-2
Product: Ig-like and fibronectin type-III domain-containing protein 2
Exons: 8
Coding region: 12-4592 (1526 amino acids)
Cellular component (GO): plasma membrane
Source: RefSeq, marked reviewed
UUUCAGUGGCCAUGAUGAGGUGGCGUCUAGCCGUCCUCUUUCUGACGCUUCUGGCGUCAACCACCGGAGACGAUACGACCACGAAGGCUUCGGUUUCAACUACAACGAAAAAAGGAACCGAUGGCCCACACUUGACGACCGAUGACGAGGGAUUUUUGACUGUAAUCCAGGGAUUUGCAACUCAGCUUCAGUGCGUCUUGAAUACAUGCUCAAAGGAUGUGAUUUGGUACAAGGAUGGAUCUCAAAUAUCCAAAGGAUCACAAUUCUUGAAUACAACUUCAGAGAAAGCCUACAAAAUUCAACAUUCGAUAGAAGUUGAUUACGAAAAAGGAUGUUCUGGAGAAUGUGACGAUUCGAAGCCAUGUGGGGAUGGCUUCUCGUGUGUUGACAAUCAAUGUUGCUCGUGCCGGAGAGAGGAGUUUACGUUGGUGCUUCGUAAUCUCACAUUUGACGAGUCGGGUAGAUAUCGGUGUCAAUUGGGCAAUAAAUCCGAACUGCUCGAGUUUCAAGUGGAAGUUCUUGAAUCCGGACUAAAGGGUGGUUUCCAUGAGAACAUCUCAUAUGACCAUUCAGAAUGUUGUCAAGAAAAAGGAAUUUCUCCGCUAUGCCGUGGAAUGUGUAAACCCUCGGAAAUGGACCAGCACCAUUUCGACCCAACAAGCUGCAAAACCGAUGACUACAAACAUUUCCUGUCCUGUGCCACAGAAGACGGAACUCGUUCUCAUGUUCAUUGCUGCAAGACUCAGCUCGUUCCGAGCUUCUGCUACGAUUUCUGCUCGGGAGACUUCCAGAUGCUCCGUCGAUCACAUCGUCUCUGCCUCUACUAUCUUCCAGAGAUAUUCUCGUGUUUGGAUCGUGCCUACCUGCCGUAUCCUGAUCCGCCGACAGCAAUUGAAGUGAAUGCUGUGGAGCACGAUAAGCUAUCCGUAUGCUGGAAAGAGCCGGAAAAGCACGAGUCGAAUAAGAUGUUCCCGAUUCUCGACUAUGCAGUUUAUUUCAAAGAAAUUCCCAAUUUCCCAUUACUCGGCGGUGAUAUGGGUCUUCCUUUGUUAACUGGAGACUAUUCGGACAUUGGGGAUAUUCAGGAAGACGAUUAUCAACAGGAGGAAGAUGACGCGGAAGAAGUUGUCAAAGACUCGACGAUUGCACCACGUGGAAAACGAGAUGUCGACUUUGAGUCUGAUGGAGUCAAGGUUCAGAUUCGUGAGAAGCGAUCUACAAUGGUUAUUGUGACCAGAGAUGAUGUGACGAAUUCGACGACGAUUCGCGAGUUUGCGUUCCAAAAUGUUAAUACCACAGAAAGAUGUGUCACUUUAUCGGAUCUACGAUCAUCGACAAGAUACAUUGUCUACGUGACUGCUAGAAAUGAGUACGGUACUAGUGUUCCGUCGGUUCGAAACAUUGCAUCUACCAACGUUCAUAUGGUCAAGAACAAUGCGAGUUUGCCAGACUCGAUGAAAUGUUGCACUGAUGCAAAUGUCACCUCGUUCUGUUCAUCAAAAAUGUGCAAUGUCGCAGAAGAUCCAUCUUCAUUCUCGACCAUCACAAUCGCCACUACUUGCCGUGCCGAAUGGCCAAAAGUGUCUCCCUGCAUUGCCGACGGCCGGAACCAUACUGAUUGUUGUCUGAAGAAGGGCGUACAACACGAUUGCCUUGAAAUUUGUUCGGGAAGCACAAAAGAACUCGGUGUGCAUUCAGUUCUUUGCCUCAAUCUUGAUCUUCAAGCAAUCUAUCAAUGCAUCAGACAAGGCUAUGAGACACAUCCAUCUGCACCUGGGAAUGUGACGAUUUCGGAGUUAACAGCUCACAGCGUGACUGUUCAGUGGACUGAGCCUAAUUCAAAUGCACAUCUCGUCGAGAACUACACACUUUUUAUUCGGAAAAAUGAACACGGAGAAGCUGUCCGAACAGUGAAGAACGUAAUUUCACCACAUGUUGAACUUGGAUUGGAUCCAGAUUCCGAGUACGUUCUUACUCUUCAAUCUCAUUCCGCUAAUGGUACAUCUCUACCUUCAACUGCAAAAUUGUUCUCAACACUUCCAACAACUCGUCCUCCAUUGUGCACAAUUGGGGAACCAAUCUACAUGAAUGAUGGUCGUGUCAUGAUUUGCGAUGCUGUGAAUCCUUGUCCAAAUGGAUUCAGAUGUACUGGAGCUGGUUCUGAUCUUUCAUAUUGUUGCCCACACGAUGGAACUCAUUCGUCGGAAGAGUUCACUUCCUGUUGUAAGGAACAGAAAAUGCCAGAAAGCUGUAUGAGCAGUUGCCAAUACAACAUGACGCUUCCCGAGAGUUGCAAGGAAAAUCUGAAUACUUGGGUUCAAUGUGCUUCUGAAGGUCAUGAUCAUUUAAGAUGCUGUCUGCAAGAAGAAGUUUCAAAACCAUGCCAAACCGCUUGUAUGCAUCCAUUUACUGUACCAGCAGAUGAAUGCUUUAGUGAAGUUUCAAAGUAUAGAACAUGCUUCAGUGCUGCCCAUCAAGCCCUUCCAGCCGCUGUCAGGAAUGUGGAAGUAUCUUCUAUCAGCAAGGAUUCCGCGACAAUUUCCUGGGAAGAUCUCGAAGCGAACAUCAUUGUUUUCCGUGUUCAAUUAUUUGAAAAAGGAGGAAAUUUGAUUAAGACGGAGAACAGUUCUGCAGACAUUUUCCGAUUCAUUGAUCUAGAGCCUAACAAGGAUUAUUCUGUUCGCGUUACUGCCAUCAAUUUUUUGGGAGAAGGUCCACCAUCAUGGAAUGCUACCUUCACAACCAAGCCGGCGCAGAUUUAUGAAGGAGAUCGACCAGUUGCUCCAGAAAAGCUCAGAAUCUCAUGGAAUUCAGGACCACGCGUAAACGUCACCUGGGACCCUGUCUCAGUCCGUCGUAACGCUGAAGUGGUGACCAAACCGAUUGAGUACACCAUUUACUACUUGGAUACAGAGCAAAGCUCUACAUGGACAACGUUGAGGACCAAUCAAACUUGGGUUGUGAUGAGAGAUCUUCGCAAAGAUGCACUGUAUUAUGUCUACGUAACAGCAAAGGAAGACAAUCGUACCAGUCGUAGUUCAUCAAUAAUAACUAUUCUUGCUCAAAAAGACUCUCCAGGACUUCCAGAGCCAACAAUUGUCAUUGAACCGGAUCACAAGGAUGGAGUGUUUUCUCCUGGAGAAAAGAUUUCCAUUAAUUGCUCCUUGCCGAACAUCAAGAAGCAUCUCAACAUCGAUCUGACUGUAGGAUCACAUGUCGUGCAAAAUGAUCAUGGUGCACUGUGGGUUAUCCUGGAAACUGAAGCAGACGAGGCAAUGGACACUGCUACCUGUGCUGUAUCGGACACCGACGGUCGUCAGCAUGUUGCUAUGAAGCAUCUGGUGUUGGAGAGAAAGGCGUCAGUUACGAUGAAGAAGGACAAGAUCCGUGUGUUGGAUGAUCAGUCUGUGGAAAUUGAGUGUAUCUAUCGAGGUGGAGGUCUUGAUCCGAAGAUUUCAUUCGAGAAGGAUGGAAAGAAGGCAUCACGGGGAUUCUUGAACCUGAAGAAGACUGAAGCUGGAUACGUGGCCAAGUGGCAUAUCCGCAAAGUUAAGCAAGAAGAUGCUGGAUUCUACAAAUGUGUGGUCACUUCUAGUGAUGGUUCUCGAGUUGAGGCAUCGUCCGAAGUCAUUUUCUCCACUGAAACACUUCCAGUCAAUCCAAAACUCAUUCUCCAAUGCUGCGAAGACGAGGGAAUCACUGGAGAUUGUCUGCAAGCUUGCAACAUUGGACGUACAUCACUUUCAAUCAAAAAUCAAAAUUGUACUCGUUUCGCUGUCUCACUUCUCAAGUGCGCAUCAGACAUUCGUGAUCAUUCUGAUUGUUGCAUCGCGAGCGGUGUCACAUCGAAAUGCCUUCCACUGUGCUCUGGAGAUAGCUUCUCUCCGGAUAUUGACUGCUCCGAACACGCGGUUUCUAUCAUGACAUGCUCUGUGAAGAGUCAUGAGCAUGCUCCAUCAGAAGUCAGUAAUGUUCGUAUCAAGGCAUCAGAAGGAAAAGUCAACAUUGAAUGGGAUUAUCCACUUACGAAAGACUAUAAAUAUUUUGCUGUCUACUAUCGAAAAGCUCACGAUGACCACGAGGAUUGGCACAAGUUGAAGACUAUUCAGCAGAAUAUCGAACUCGACGUGGAUCCUUCCGAAGAUUAUGAAGUUGGAAUCCUCGCAGCCAACGCGCUCGGUCACAGCAGACUGAUGUAUUCCGCGAUUCCUAAGGAUUCCGAACCUCGACGAUCGGCUUCAAAGGGAUCUUCCUCUGCUUUCUGGAUUGUUGUAAUUCUUGUAGUCUUUGGAGUCUUGAUUGCGGGAUUAGCUGUUCUGAGCAAGCGACGCGAGCUUCCAUAUCCAAUUGGAAAGUUUAUUGGAAGAAGAAAUGACCCGAAUCAGCCGACUGUUGCAUUUGAAAAUCCAGCUUACGGAGAGCCCUGGGGCGGAGCCGAAGUUGAAAUCCGAGGAUUAGGUGGCUCAGCCACAACUGGAACAGCUGCUGCAACCCAAUCUGAAUGGCAAAGUGCCAACCUCGAAGCGAACAGUACAACUGAUAACAGCCACGAGUACCGAAACGGCAUGAGAUAUGCUAAACUUGAGACCUAAUUAUUUACUAUUUAUAAUUAUUUUUUCUCUACUUCCUACCACAUUUUUUCUCAACAGUUUCAUUUUCAAUUUCUUGUCCUAUAAGAUAUCUGACAUUCCAUGUAAUCUUAUUUCUGUUCCAUAGUCACCACCAUUUUCCUUGUGUAUUUGUGUGAUUCAGUUGUGCGUGUUUUGACUUUUUGCGGGUCGAUGUUCAUUUUCUUUUUUUCUAUACACUCAUUUUUGCAAAUUUUGACAACAUUUCGGUUUUCUACUUGUCUGCAAUUUUUGAAUAUUUGAUUGUAUUUA